Molecule: messenger RNA, 186 nt
Organism: Monoraphidium neglectum
Lineage: Eukaryota; Viridiplantae; Chlorophyta; Chlorophyceae; Sphaeropleales; Selenastraceae
Exons: 1
Biological process (GO): protein phosphorylation
Molecular function (GO): protein serine/threonine kinase activator activity; ATP binding; protein kinase activity
Source: RefSeq, a predicted model, not a curated record
AUGCGCGAGGACGGCAGCUGCAUGCUCGCAGACCUGGGCGUCGCCGCCAUCACCCAGCGCGGCGCGAGCGCGGUCAACCUGGCGCUCGCCAUGCACCGCACGAUGCGGUCGACGUUUGUGGGCACCCCCUGCUGGAUGGCGCCGGAGGUCAUGGCCCAAGCCGGCGGGUACGACGCGUCUGCAGAC